Molecule: messenger RNA, 879 nt
Organism: Plasmodium falciparum 3D7
Lineage: Eukaryota; Apicomplexa; Aconoidasida; Haemosporida; Plasmodiidae
Gene: PH
Product: putative PH domain-containing protein
Source: RefSeq, a predicted model, not a curated record
AUGAACUAUCUAAAAUUGUUUCUUUUUUUAUUUUUGGUGAAUAUACUCAACAUUUAUGGGACUCCCUUAUUCUAUAACAAAAAUCUUGAGAAAUGGAAUAAGGAACUUUUGAAAAUUUCCAAAAAAGAAUACAACAGUCUGAAUGAAUUAAAUGAACUUACAGACAGAAAAAAUUGUGGAAAAUCACUAAAACAUUUGGCAGGACUCAUUUUAGAUAAGUCAGAUAAAGAAGCUAAAUUAAUCAUAGAAGGAUCUAUUAUUUUUAAUAAAUUAAUUUUAAAACUUGGGAAUAUAAAAGAAAAAGAAAUAAAAGUUAAUGAUAUUAUAUUACCUAUAGAAACAUUGUCAAAUAAAUGUAUUAACAUACGAGUAGCCAAAUCAAACGAUUCUACAAUUUUGUGUUUAGCAAAUAAGGUUCUGAGGAAUUUCUGGGCCAAUUCAAUAACGGAUGCUGUUUUAUGUAACAUGACGAAUGUUCAAGGGAAAUUACCAGAAUAUGAUUAUACAAAAAAUGAUAAUGAUAAUGAUAAAGAUAAUGAUGAAGAUAAUGAUGAAGAUAAUGAUGAAGAUAAUGAAAUGGAUAUGAAAGAAAAAGAGGCGAAUUCACAAAAUACAAAAGUAAAAAAAAUAAAUGAGAAAAAAAAAAAAAUUAUUAACGAAGAAUUUGACGAUGAACAAGAAAAAGAACAAAAAGGAUUAAAACUACGAAUAGCAAAAAGUAAAUAUGGUCAACCUAAUAUAAAAAUUAAUGAGAAAAGUCUUGAAGAUAUAAAAAAAGAUCAGUUACUGAAAAAUUCAUCCAGGAAUGAACAAGAAGCAAUAAAUUUACAAAAAGAAAACAGCGAAGAAGAUAGUGAAAAAUAUUCCGAUAUGGAAUGA